CCGAGUGGGGCGGGGCCUCGAGCGGGGCGGGCCAGCCGCGGGCCCAGACGUGGCGCAGUGGCCGGGCGAUUCACCUCUAGCUCACGGAUCAUCCUCGGCCCGGUACCCAUGCACCUCCCGCUGCCUCCGCCGCCCCUACUGCUGCUUGUCGCGGCAGUUGCGGCUGCCGCCACCACCUUCCGGCCCGACUGGAACCGUCUGCACCGCCUGGCCCGAGCGAGGGUAGAGACCUGUGGGGGAUGACAGCUGAAUCGCCUAAAGGAGGUGAAGGCCUUUGUCACCGAGGACAUCCCAUUCUACCACAACCUGGUAAUGAAACACCUCCCAGGGGCCGACCCAGAGCUGGUGCUGCUGGGUCACCGCUACGAGGAACUGGAGCGAAUCCCACUCAGCGAAAUGACCCGCGAAGAGAUCAACGCGCUGGUGCAGGAGCUGGGCUUCUACCGCAAGGCGGCACCCGACGAUCCUGUGCCCCCCGAGUUCCUGCGGGCGCCCGCUAGGCCCGCCAAAGGGUCUCCGGCCCGCGCUGACCUGUAGGUCCGGAGCCCCAGCACCCCCCUGCCUGAGCCCUGGGGACAGAAUGAAGCGUUCAGCGUCCCGGGAGCACCUCCCUCGCUGAGGGCCGACGCUCGGUCCCGGAGCCGGCAGGGAUGGAGUUGGGGGUUCCUAACCCCCCUUCCCUCCCCAGCUCAACUAAAUCCCCUUCCACCUUAAA
Equus caballus (horse) is the source of this 715-nucleotide messenger RNA. RefSeq names its product selenoprotein M (gene SELENOM). Gene Ontology annotation, cellular component: endoplasmic reticulum lumen. Lineage: Eukaryota; Metazoa; Chordata; Mammalia; Perissodactyla; Equidae. Gene Ontology annotation, molecular function: oxidoreductase activity. The record is from RefSeq and is marked validated.